Molecule: messenger RNA, 909 nt
Organism: Aphanomyces astaci
Lineage: Eukaryota; Oomycota; Saprolegniomycetes; Saprolegniales; Verrucalvaceae
Exons: 1
Coding region: 17-859 (280 amino acids)
Biological process (GO): glycolytic process
Molecular function (GO): intramolecular phosphotransferase activity
Source: RefSeq, a predicted model, not a curated record
GGGUUGACGACUGGCAAUGUUGCGAUCCCUUGCGCGCACCGCCGCGACCCCCCGCGCAACCUCAUUGUGGACAGCGCAAGGCUCUCGCGGCAAGCACACGUUGGUCCUGAUGCGUCAUGGCGAAAGUGAAUGGAACAAAACCAACCAAUUCACGGGCUGGUACGACGCGCCGUUGAGUGCAAAGGGACACGAAGAGGCCAAGGCCGCUGGCAAGGCCGUCGCGGAGGCUGGCUUGACGUUUGACGUGGCGUACACUUCGUACUUGCGCCGCGCCAUUCGCACGUGCUGGCAUGUGUUGGAGGAAUCCGAUCAGAUCUUUGUUCCCAUUCACAACGAGUGGCGCUUGAACGAACGCCACUACGGCGGUCUCACUGGGCUAGACAAGGCGGAAACCGUCCAAAAGCACGGCAAGGAGCAGGUUCUGAUUUGGCGCCGCAGCUACGACAUCCCACCGCCUCAAUUGACGACGGACAGCGAGUACUACCCUGGCCACGACCGUCGAUACAAGGACUUGAACAAGGAAGACUUGCCAUUGAGCGAGUCCCUCGAGAUGACGGCGGCGCGGGUCAUGCCUGUGUGGGAACAAGAGAUUGCCCCUGGUGUCCUCGCCGGCAAGAAUAUCCUCAUUGCAGCCCACGGCAACAGUUUGCGCGCGUUGAUCAUGCAUCUUGACAACAUCUCCAAGGACGACAUCACAGAGUUGAACGUGCCGACCGGUGUGCCGCUCGUGUACCACUUGGAUGACAACUUGAAGCCCAUUCGCCAUCGGGAUGCCAUUGCGCCGUUGAGUGGCCACUAUUUGGGCAAUCAGGACGAAAUCCGAGCGCGCAUUUUGGGUGUGAAGAACCAGACAAAGUAAAAGUCAGCUACUAAUACAUCGCGGAUGAAAUAGCAUAUUCAAUGUGGACA